Molecule: messenger RNA, 3507 nt
Organism: Xenopus laevis (African clawed frog)
Lineage: Eukaryota; Metazoa; Chordata; Amphibia; Anura; Pipidae
Gene: krt222.L
Product: keratin-like protein KRT222
Exons: 11
Coding region: 30-1643 (537 amino acids)
Source: RefSeq, a predicted model, not a curated record
AAUGUCCAGCGUGGCAGUGCUUAGAAGAUAUGCCAUCACCUCCCGCACUCACAAAAAAGAAUCAUCACAUCCCUGGAUCCUUUAAUAAUACUCAGCUUUUCCAUUGGAAUCUGCUCACAGCUGUCUGGGUAGCGAAUGAUAAAGCCAACAUGGAUUUUCCGAUGGACGACUCCAUUCUUCUUUGGAAUCCCGAUUUCCCAAUUUCCAACCCGAAGGGGACGAUGAGAAAUCUCAAUGACAGACUGGCCGAUUUCAUGAAACACUGCUACGACCUCGAAAAGUCCAAUCUGGUGUUGCAAAAGAAGAUUGAAGAACGAGUGAAAGAAUUUGCCCCCGUGGGGUAUGACUGGCAGAAAAGAGAGAAGGAGAGCAAUGAUCUUCUGCAGUCAAUUGGGGACACGGUUAUGCUAAAUGCUGCAAUCUCUCUAGACAUUGACAAUAACCUCAUGGAACUUACACUCCUUAAGGAAAGGCUAUAUCAUGAGCAAUUUGAGCACAAAGACAUUUUACAGAAAAAGAAACUUGUGGAAUCCGUGCUCGAAGAAGUCAAACUUUCCGUCCGCGAUAUAGAAUUUGCAAUCAAUGACAAGAUGGCGGAACUUAAAGACUUAAAGCUGAGUCACCAAGAGGCAGUCCAGGCUGUGCAGCAGUUAAUUCCCCCUAUCGAUGAGAUUCAGUUUGCCGUGGUGGAGGAUGGGAGCAGGAUGGAACUGUCCCAGCUUCUCAAUGAGAUCAGGACACACUAUGAAUCCCUCAUCAGCAGCAGUCAGAUGCCUCUGGACCUUUCAACCAACACCCAGCUAGAAGAAGAAGCACGGAAGAAAAUGGAGAAGGAAGAAGAGGAGCUGAGAGAAGCCAGAGCCAAUCUCAAUGAAGCCAGGCGACAGUGGAAAAGCCUUCAAGUAGAGAUUGACACUCUCCAAGCUUUGGAAAGGAGCUUGAAAUACACCCUACAAGCUACCAAGCAGCAACACCAGAAGCAACUCAAAGAUCUGGCUGAGGUGAUUGUGGAUUUGGAGCAAGAGCUGAAGGAGGUGAGGCAAGGCAUCCGAAUCCAACUACAAAAGCACAAGAUGCUCCUGAAUACCAAUAUGAAGCUGGAGCAAGAGAUCUCAGCCUAUCGAACCCUACUGGAGAGAGAAGAAAAGAGGUUGGUUGCUACUGAUGCUGAGAAAUUUCAAGAGCAAAAACCAUCCACAAGUAGAAUAGCUUUUGCCUUUCCUCCUGGUAUUAGCUGGGAUUCAGAGACGGAUGCCUCACAGAAUCAGAGUGAAACAUGCAUUGAGGAAUCUGGCAGUUGGUUCAGCGAGGAUGAUGAAAGCUCAAGUGUCGACAAGAUUGCUGAGAGCGACAACGAAUUCAAACAAAAGUGGCCAAUGUUUAAUGGAAAAAUCGAGGAAGAAGGCUUAGAAGCAAGUGGCACUGUUCAAACUGCCAAAGUGGACAAAGUUAUUAAAGAAUGGGAAGGAUCGUUCUUUAAAGACAAUCCCAAGCUUAGGAAGAAGUCGGUGUCCUUGAGAUUUGAUCUUCACCUUGCUGCAGCUGAUGAGCAAAGGCCUCAAGCCAAAGAGGACAAUUUAAAAGACAUAGAAGUUCGGUUGGUAAUGAGACGCUCAUGUAGCAUUCCCACCUUGAGCCCGUGAGUUACUUCCAACGAAUCCAAAGAUAACUUCAUGGACAAAAUGGAUUUCAUGGCAAAGUGCAUCGAUACACACUAACAAAAGGUGAAAGUGUUUGAGCUAUGUUGUUAUCUGCAACAAAACCUUAGGUAAUACUGUACAUGUUAUACUAUUUCAAAAAAAGAAAAUGUGUAGGUUUAUGGUUAUUGGUCAGAAUCCUACUUUUUCAUAUUUAUAUACCCUUCUCCCUUAGCUCCCACCCACAUUUACACCCCAGAGUUUUUCACCAGUUAGUGGGGUUAACAUAAGCAGCUCCAGGUAAACAGAACAUUAUUUAUUGACUCAUCAUAACAUUUUAUUGACUCUACCAUUGGCCAUUCAACGUAUGUUCAGCAAAAUCUGCAGAGUAGCUUUAAAGAAGGAGAUAUCCCUUUACAAAAGACAUGGACCUUCAUCUUCUACCUACAUGUGAUGUGCAAGCCGAAACAAAUGUUACCUGCAGAGCAAAGCAACCAAUUCAAAUGACUUUAUCACUUGCUCACUGGUACAACCUGAAAAGGUUGUGUUUGUGCUUGUAAGACUUACUCUGAAAGACAUGGAGUCUCUUUCUAUAAGUGCAACAUGGAGCUAUGAUCUUUGGGGCUAGGGGUGUAAAUAUAAAGGGGUAGACUCUGCAACUGCUGGGCGGCGAGGAGGUAUGGGGGUUCCCAGUGGGGUACUGACUCAUAAGCAAUUGUUAAUGAAAAAUGCCUUACUCCCAUAGUUUAGGGUGGUCCUAAAAUUAUUUUUGAUGUGGUUUCAUCAUUGUUUGAAGCACCCAAAACCUUAUCCUGAAGUAAUUUCUUGGACUUCUAGAGAAACAGAAGAACUUUAGCAUAGGGUAUGAAAUAUGAAACUAAGAAUCACUAGGCUAUGAGAUGACUUGAAUUGUAGUUAUUUAUAUACUGCUAAGGUUCCUUCUCAAAACAACAUACUAAUAAUUAUCUUUACUUACCAUAUGUUUUUCGGUUUUCAAAUUUGAACUUGAAUGUAUCUUGAGUGCUAUGCAAUAAUCAAACCAAAGGAAAUGCAUAUAUUCCUCUGUAGUAGAAAGUGAAACACAAGGUGUUUUUUUAGCUUUAUUUCAUAUAUUAUUUUCACUGGCUCCUCUUUGCUGUACGGCUGAUGUAUGUUGGGGCAAAUAAUUCUGUAAAGGGAGCAAGCUGGUCAUUUACAUUUUAGGGCAGUGAUCCUGUCAUGCACAUUAAUUCCAGCUUAGGUGACAGUUGAAGUAAAAAGUAGUAGAAAUAUGAGUUGCCACCUGGGAGCUGUUAGUAGAAACUAAUAAAAGCAUCGAAGCUACAAAGGAGACAGGUAUGGGAACUAUUUCUCAGGGUAAAGGAGAGAAAGAAGAUUUAUGCCUGGAAACCAAAGUUAAGGUGACAAAGGAUCUUUUACCAGAUCUGCACAGAUCUCCAAAUAGCUCCAACGUCAGUGCUCUUAGCAAGGUAAUAAAUAGAAUUUUUUAAAACAUUUUAAAUCUGGCAUAAGCCUGCUGUAAGUGAAUCCUUGUGGGAUAGGUUUUUUUUGUCUGGAUCAAUUAUGUCAGCUUUAAUAGGGGGCGGGUUGUGGGAUAAUGCUUUAAUAUUCAUAUUGGCAAUGUCUACAUAUCAAGUAAUAACAGAUUUCAAAAACUGCUGCCUUGCGAGGAGAGCCGUUUAUGUGUAUAGAUUUUUUAAGGUAAGAAUGGCCUUAAUCAAGAAUUUUAUUUAGUCGUUUGCCAGAAUGCAAUAUUUCAAACAAUUCUGAAUCAUUUCACUUCAACGCAUCAUUACUUCUACUUAAUUUCAUUUUAAGCUGCAUUUCAGUGGGAUGUAAAUACCAGUAAAAUAAAAAUAUUGCUAAAUCA